AUGAGUGUCAAGAAUGAGUUUAUCGAUCUUACCCUGGACGACGACGAUACUUCCACCAGCGACUACAGUCCUUCCGUCAGAGCUGAGGAGAUGGCUACCACUUGGAACAACAGCAGGCUCGACAAGGGUAAAGAGAAGGUCAUCGAGUUCAAGGGGAAGGAAUUUGAAAAGCCCCAGAAGCAGCAGUCUGCUGACAGCAAACCAAAGAAAUUCAUCAAGGCCACAAAGUCAUAUCUCCUGAAUGGCUUCAUGGCCGACAAUCUAGACGACACCACCGCAUACUCGUGGGAUACCACAACUUAUACGGAGCAGGCAGCGAAAGAGCCCAACUUUAUUGGGAAUGCUUUCUACUAUAACUUGGGCAAGACAAGUCUCUAUCCUGACCUUGGAGGCGAAUAUGUCAUCUUGUACACUCGUCCAGUGGGUACAAGAUUCGACCAACAGGCACAAUCCACUACCUUCCCCCCAUGCAUGGGAACCAGGAUCAUCAUCGCCACCGAGGUACCUAAAGGAAAUAGCGACAUGGUCAAAAAUAUCGAACGAAUCUUAAGAGCGGGUUACUGGGCAGCGGGCGACUUGUCAUUUAAUGGACUUCAUGUCGCAAUGAGAUGUGAAAAGGUAUCCAACAGCCCUCAUAACUUCAAUCGCCACAAAGCCUCUGUCAAGACGCAUCCAACAGAUACAACAUCCACAAACGCCGACGUGGGCGCAUUGGACCAUAUGCUCGAGUAUGGUCUCAGAGACACAGGCUCGACUAUCUCUUUCGGGAUCAAGGUGACGAAGGGAUUGUGGAACGAAGAGCAAUUCAAGACCGACUUCUUUGGAUUCCAUUUCCUUCAGCUAGAGCUUGCUUGUUUCAACGCCCGGACAAAAAAGCCCGAUCGACAGCUGAUCGUAGCAGUGAAAAUUCCAAAGGCUUCGGACGGGGAUGUCUCGUCCAUGUUUAUCUUGAAACAGAGGCUUCUCAGUGUGCGAGAUGUCAGCAUCCUCGAGUCGAAGGAGAGGGUUCGAGAAUUAGCACACUGGCAUACGUAUGCGGUCACUGAGAAAUACCAGGCAAGGAAGACACCAUCAGGGUGGACCCCCGAUGCUACAACCGAUAUGGGUCUAGACGGGGGAUCUUUCGAUGCCUCGGAGCUCGAAUAUCACCUUUUCCACUGUCGCGACCCGAUUCGGGAGCUCAGCAACCUCAUUGUUUGGCUGGGAAACUUCACAAUCGGCCCGUCGACUUCGAAGCAAGACUCAGCACUAUGUGAAGCCAGAGAGUAUAUGGAGAACCGUCUUCAAGGGAUGAGAUUCGAGCUAAGGCUUCGAGAGGAAGCGGGCGGUCUUGGAGGGCCCUGGCCGGUCCCGUAUAGUUCGCACGCCGUACCAACGCAGGGCAAGCAGGGUAGUUGGAAGAUGGAGAACAUGGAAAAGAGCGAGAAGCCAAUGCCGCUCGGAGACAAGAAAACCCAGAGCCGUGGUGGCGGCGUAUCUCUGUCUAUCCCAAGAACCGAAUGGGAAUACGACGACGCAAUGGAGCUUUAG
Molecule: messenger RNA, 1530 nt
Organism: Amorphotheca resinae ATCC 22711
Lineage: Eukaryota; Fungi; Ascomycota; Leotiomycetes; Helotiales; Amorphothecaceae
Exons: 2
Coding region: 1-1530 (509 amino acids)
Source: RefSeq, a predicted model, not a curated record